Pecten maximus is the source of this 661-nucleotide messenger RNA. Its product is annotated as BPTI/Kunitz domain-containing protein 4-like. Lineage: Eukaryota; Metazoa; Mollusca; Bivalvia; Pectinida; Pectinidae. The transcript has 3 exons. Gene Ontology annotation, molecular function: serine-type endopeptidase inhibitor activity. Bases 70 to 336 code for a protein of 88 amino acids. The record is from RefSeq and is a predicted model, not a curated record.
AUAUAUAGUUGUUAUAAAUAGACAUUAACAUACCCUAUCUUCAUAAUUACACUGAUACAGUCUGACAACAUGAACUCAUUCCUCGUAAUUCUCGUCUUCAUCAGCCUCUCAUUCGUGUAUGGAACCAGUACUGACGAAGUGGAUUGUGGGCCUGUUUGUAUGGUUUACUGUCACUAUGGUAACGUGAUGGACGAAAGAGGAUGUCCAUUGUGUAAAUGUAACCCUGCACCAGUGAAAGAACAUUGUGAAAAGCCAGUCUGCAACAAGGACUGUCUCCAUGGUUACGUUGAUGAUGGAGACGGUUGUCCUACUUGUGAAUGUAUCACUCCGCAGUGAAAAUUAGUGCACGUAAUAGAAACAGUUAAAUUUCCAGAAAAUAUCUGAAACAUUGUUUUUUUUCGAAACGAGUUAAGAGAGACUCAGCUGACAUCGUGAUGGCUUUGGUGGAAUCAACACGCUUAAUUCGUGGAUCAGACUAAAUUUUCUAUCUGGAAAUAUUUUAAAGAGUAUAUGAUAUCAAUGAGCUGGAGUCAGGACGCCUAGUUCACAUUCAGGCUGUAGGUGAUACCGAGUAUUAGAAAUUUCAAAAAAAUAUGGUCAGUUAUAAUGAUGAUAUCAGAAUUGUAACUGGUGUUAUUUGAAAAAUAAAGUUUGUUUUUAA